Molecule: messenger RNA, 1128 nt
Organism: Paraglomus occultum
Lineage: Eukaryota; Fungi; Glomeromycota; Glomeromycetes; Paraglomerales; Paraglomeraceae
Source: the annotation of a GenBank genome assembly
AUGGACAUUUCAGGUAGCUCUGGUAGUGUGAGCACAUCACCUCUUUCAAUGUUUAUAAAGACGGUGGUUGAUAACUCGGAAAUUACGAGAAAAAACUCAGAAGUAAUGGUUCGAUUUAUGAAAGAAUUUAGUAGAACUGAACGCGAGACAGUCUCCAUAACACAGGCAAAAGCUUACCAGAACACCGUAUUUGAAAGUGUUGACGUGGAAUAUUUUCUCAGCAAGAAUAAUACUUACCUUGGUUCCUUUAGGUCAAAUGGAACAGUUAAUACUUAUCUGCGAAAAUAUAGUGUACCAACUGAUACAGAAGAUGAAGUCCAGGAAUGGUUUAAUAGACUGAUGGAGAAUCUCCCAAAAUUUUCAAAGAGCAUCGCUAUAAGAGAUACACACACUAAUGUAUACCUUAGUGGAUAUAAACCGGAUAUCAGUGUCUUUAUGGAAGACGAUAUUAUAAACGAUGCGUAUCUUACCAUGUAUGUACAAGCGCUUUUGGAGGUGAAAAAGAGGAAGAGUUUCUCUCAUUUGCUUGAUGAAGACAAGGGUCAGUUGUUGAAUUAUAUUCGUAUCCUUAUCCGCCAACAGCCAUUGCGAGAGCUUUUUGCAGUAUUUCUUUCAGACGGGUUUUACUUUUAUGUAAUGGCAUAUGAUAGGAGAACCAAUCGGUAUAGUGAGCAUACGACCAAUUUUAAGACUGGCUUGCGCCUCUUCUGGGUGUUGAUCAAUUACAGCUCGCCUUUUACAACGAUGGCUGGACCUAAGUCUAUUGAUUUCAAUCUGUCGCAGGAAGAUUUUACAAGAAUACGCUUAAAGGAAUACUUGGGUAUGGGUGCAUCUUCAAGGGUGUAUAAAAUUGACUGGGAAAAUACUUCAUCAGCCAUAAAGGUUUUUAACAGUGGCUAUAGUCCGAGUAAUGAGGUGGAAACACUAAAAUUCUUGAAUGAGGGUAAUUUCCCGAAUGUUCCAACAUACAUCGCACAUGAUGAUAAUUCAAUGAUUAUACGCCCAGUCUGUGAACGAUUUGGUGACGGAUUCCAAGUAUCUCAUGCACUACAGCUCCUUCAACAUUUAGAGCUCAUUCAUAAGCAGCAAAUUUAUCAUCGAGAUGUGCGCCCGAAAACAUUUUAUUAG